AUGGCAAAAUUUCUCGGGUUGAGGGGUCUGGGGCUCAAGACGGCCAUGGUCGUGCUUGUCGUGCUGCCAAGUUUCAUGCUGUUCGGCUGGAAUAAUGGCUCUACUGGACACGCAACAAACCUGGAAUCCUUUGUCAAGCAAUUCCCCAGAAUCGACACCGUCAACACGAAAGGUGCUGCGAAGUCGUAUAAUGCUCUGAUCCUGGGCGUCGUCACAGCGUGCUAUGAUCUCGGGGCCGUUGUUGGCGCACUUUCCUGCAUUUUCUUUGGCGAUAAGCUGGGAAGACUUCGCACCGUUUUCGUGGGUUUGGUCUUAUCGGUGAUCGCACUUGCUAUCGAAACCUCGGCCUUCUGGCUUGCACAAUUCAUCAUCGGACGUCUACUCGUUGGCGGAUCGAUCGGAAUCAUCUCAGCGAGUAUUCCUAUCUGGCAAACAGAAUGCGCCACCACCAAACAUCGAGGCAUGUUCGUCAUCAUGGAAGGCAUCUUCAUCAGCGCAGGUAUUGCGUUGCCUAGCUGGAUCUACCUGGGCACCAUUCCAGGCCUGACCGGUUCGGCUCAGUGGAGGGUUACCAUGGUUUUGCCUGCGGCCUUUGCCAUCUUCGCGAUGCCCUGGGUCUUUUUCAUGCCGGAGUCGCCCCGUUGGCUUGCGCGCAAAGGACGACUCGACGAAGCCCGAAAUGUUGUGGCGGCAAUCAUGGACCGGCCCCUGGACGACCCACAAGUCGUAGCAGAACUCCACCACAUUCAAGGCCAGCUGGAGCUGACUACCGGCGGCUUCCGAUCAUUCUUCAAGCACAGCCCCGAACGUCCACUUCAACGCGCCUUCAUUGCAUUGCUGGCACAGAGUUUCACGCAGUGGAACGGCUGUUCAGCCAUGAUCUUCUACACCGGCAGUGUCUUUGCUGAGCUGGGAUUUUCUGGUGAACGUGGCAAACUGCUCGCUGCUGGCUUCGUCACAACAUUCACCGUGGCCGCGUUUAUCCCUCUGUUCCUUGUCGAUCGGAUAGGAAGGCGGGUGCUCUUCAUGAUCGGUGCGAGCGGCAUGUGCGUUUCGAUGGCUGUUCUUGCCGGAACGGGUGGUCAUUCCAAUUUGGCACCCGUCGCACUCACCUUUAUGUUUAUCUAUGCCUGCUCAUACGCCAUUGGAUAUCUUGGGCUUCCCUUUCUCUAUGCCAGCGAAAUCGCCCCGCUGCGACUUCGAGUCCCAGUCUCCGCCAUCUCGGUCACGGGUCAGUGGUUGGGACAGUUUGUCGUUGGUCAGAUUACGCCGCCAGGAACAGCAAAUCUCGGCAGUCACUACUGGAUCAUCUUUGCUGUAUUCAACGCAAGUUUCCUGCCUAUAAUCUACUUUUUCUUCCCGGAGACCAAUGGCAAGUCACUGGAGGAUAUCGAUGAGAUGUUCGAAAGUUCCACCGCUUUGGGUGUUGUUCGCGCCUCUCGGCUUAUUGGGAAAUCUAGCGGAUCAGGUGUUGAAAAUGUCGUUUCGGACAAGGACCACAGCCUCAGCGAUGUAGAACAUAUCGAGGCAUAG
Molecule: messenger RNA, 1533 nt
Organism: Cladophialophora carrionii CBS 160.54
Lineage: Eukaryota; Fungi; Ascomycota; Eurotiomycetes; Chaetothyriales; Herpotrichiellaceae
Exons: 3
Coding region: 1-1533 (510 amino acids)
Biological process (GO): transmembrane transport; carbohydrate transport
Cellular component (GO): membrane
Molecular function (GO): carbohydrate:proton symporter activity
Source: RefSeq, a predicted model, not a curated record